AUGAGGGGGCAAACUGUGACUGAAAUGGAGCACGGCUACCCGCUGAACUGUGGCGUGUUCACAGUGACCUUGACAGAUGCUGUGGAAGCUGCAGCCGAGCCCUACGUGCCGCAGCAGCCGCCCUUCCGCCCGCUGGAGCCCUACGGGGCUCCUCGCUCUGACCCCUACGCACCCACCAGGAGCCUUGAGGUGCCGCAAGCGCUGCCCGAGAGCGCGGUCGCCGGCCAGGGCCGCCUCAGUGUGGGCAGCAUCUACCGGCCCAGCCCCAACGGACGGGGCCUGCCCGACCUGGUGCCGGAUCCCAACUACGUCCAGGCCUCCACCUAUGUGCAGAGAGCGCAUCUGUACUCGCUGCGCUGCGCCGCUGAGGAGAAGUGCCUGGCCAGUACUGCCUACACAGCCGAGGUCACCGACUACGACGUGCGGGUGCUGCUGCGCUUCCCGCAGCGUGUCAAGAACCAGGGCACGGCCGACUUCCUGCCCAGCCGUCCGCGGCACAGCUGGGAAUGGCACAGCUGCCACCAGCACUACCACAGCAUGGACGAGUUCAGCCACUAUGACCUCCUGGAUGCCACCACAGGGAGGAAGGUGGCCGAGGGCCACAAGGCCAGCUUCUGCUUGGAGGACACGACCUGUGACUUCGGGAACCUGAAGCGCUACGCCUGCACGUCGCACACCCAGGGCUUGAGCCCAGGGUGCUAUGACACCUACAACGCCGACAUUGACUGCCAGUGGAUAGACAUAACAGACGUGCAGCCAGGAAAUUAUGUCCUGAAGGUCCAAGUGAACCCCAAAUACAUUGUGCUGGAGUCUGACUUCACAAACAAUGUGGUGAGGUGCAACAUUCACUACACCGGCCGCUACGUUUCCACGACAAACUGCAAGAUUUCCCAAUCUUGAUCGGAGCAGGGCUGGAGGGAAGCCA
Molecule: messenger RNA, 925 nt
Organism: Tinamus guttatus (white-throated tinamou)
Lineage: Eukaryota; Metazoa; Chordata; Aves; Tinamiformes; Tinamidae
Gene: LOXL1
Product: lysyl oxidase like 1
Biological process (GO): peptidyl-lysine oxidation; collagen fibril organization
Molecular function (GO): copper ion binding; protein-lysine 6-oxidase activity
Source: RefSeq, a predicted model, not a curated record